AUGACUGUUUCACGUGAAGACUCUGUUUAUCUUGCCAAAUUGGCCGAGCAAGCUGAGAGAUAUGAAGAAAUGGUUGAGAAUAUGAAGGCAGUUGCUUCUUCAGGUCAAGAAUUAUCAGUUGAGGAGCGUAAUUUAUUAUCAGUUGCUUAUAAGAAUGUGAUUGGUGCGCGUCGUGCAUCAUGGAGAAUUGUUUCAUCGAUUGAGCAAAAGGAGGAAUCCAAGGGCAAUGAGCAACAAGUUGCUUUGAUUAGAGACUACCGUGCUAAGAUUGAGGCUGAAUUAUCCAAGAUUUGUGAAGAUAUUCUUUCAGUUUUAAGUGACCAUUUAAUCUCAUCAGCUCAAACUGGUGAGUCUAAGGUGUUUUACUACAAGAUGAAGGGAGACUAUCACAGGUAUUUGGCCGAGUUUGCUACAGCUGAUAAGAGAAAGGAAGCUGCUGAUUUGUCAUUGGAAGCUUAUAAAGCUGCCUCAGAAGUUGCUGUAACUGAAUUACCACCAACCCAUCCAAUUAGAUUAGGAUUAGCUUUGAACUUUUCGGUGUUUUAUUAUGAGAUUAUGAACUCACCUGAUAGAGCCUGUCAUUUGGCUAAACAAGCAUUUGAUGAUGCAGUAGCCGAUUUGGAAACCUUAUCUGAAGAUUCAUACAAGGAUUCUACAUUGAUUAUGCAAUUAUUAAGAGAUAACUUGACUUUAUGGACCGACUUAUCAGAGGCACCCCCAAAUGAAGAACAACAACAUCAGCAACAACAGCAACAGCAACAGCAGCAGCAACCAGCACAACAACCAGCACAACAACAACCAGCAGCACAACAACAACAACAACAAUCAGUAGCACCAGCUGCCUCUGCUCAUCAAUCUUCAGAAAAUAAGUCUGAACAAGAAUAG
Messenger RNA from Lodderomyces oxycetoniae, 885 nucleotides. RefSeq names its product 14-3-3 family protein (gene BMH1). Gene Ontology annotation, biological process: intracellular protein localization; signal transduction. The coding region runs from base 1 to 885 and encodes 294 amino acids. The transcript has a single exon. Gene Ontology annotation, cellular component: cytoplasm. The record is from RefSeq and is a predicted model, not a curated record. NCBI's taxonomy places the organism in Eukaryota, Fungi, Ascomycota, Pichiomycetes, Serinales, Debaryomycetaceae.